AUGACUCCAGGAGUGUUGCUGCUGGGGACCCUGGCGGUCCUGUUCUCCAUAGACGUCCCAUUUUUAGGGGCAAGCGGCACGUUGGCGGAGGGUCAGCUCCUGGAAAAGCUUUUCUCGGGUUACGACAGCUCCGUGAGGCCUGCCCGGGACCCUGGGGACCGUGUACCCGUCAGCAUCGGCCUAACCCUAGCGCAGAUCAUCAGCUUGAACGAGAAGGACGAGGAGCUAAUCACCAAGGUGUAUGUGGACCUGGUAUGGACGGAUUACAGACUAAGCUGGAACCCUGAGGAACAUGAGGGGAUAGACUCGUUAAGGAUUGCAUCGGAUUCCGUGUGGCUCCCGGAUGUAGUGCUCAUGAACAACAAUGAUGGAAACUUCGACGUCGCUCUAAAUAUCCAUGUGUUGGUGACCUCUGAUGGCUCCGUGCGCUGGCUGCCCCCUGCCAUUUACCGCAGCAGCUGUAGUAUCCAGGUCACCUACUUUCCCUUUGACUGGCAGAAUUGCACUAUGGUCUUCAGUUCUUACAGUUAUGACAGCUCUCAGGUCAGCCUGAGCCCAGGGCUUGAUCUGGAUGGACAACAGAGGAGUGAGAUCUACAUCCAUGAGGGAAACUUCAUUGAGAAUGGCCAGUGGGAAAUAAUCCAUAAAUCCUCAAGACUGAAUGGCCCCUCAGGAGAGGGACAAGGAGGGAAGGAAGGAGAGCGCCAGGAUGUCACCUUCUAUCUCAUCAUCCGCCGGAAGCCACUCUUCUACCUGGUCAAUGUCAUAAUUCCCUGCGUUCUGAUCACUCUCCUGGCCAUUUUUGUCUUCUACCUACCCCCGGAUGCUGGGGAGAAGAUGACACUCUCAAUCUUUGCCCUGCUGACCCUGACGGUGUUCCUACUGCUGCUGGCCAGUAAGGUUCCUGAGACAUCCCUGGCUGUCCCCAUCAUUGUCAAGUACCUCAUGUUCACCAUGAUUCUGGUCACCUUCUCAGUCAUACUCAGUGUCAUUGUCCUCAACCUGCAUCAUCGGUCCCCUCAUACCCAUCAAAUGCCCCUCUGGGUUCAUCAGAUCUUCAUCCACAAACUCCCCUGGUACUUGGGUCUGAAGAGGCCCAAGGUGGAGCGAACACGGAAGCCUGAACCUCCAGUCUUGGCGCUCAGGGACUCCCCAGGCAGCGGCUGGGGUCGAGCCACAGAUGAAUAUUUCAUCCGGAAGCCUCCGGGGGAUUUCUCUAAAACCAACAGGUUUCAGCCUGAGCUCUCCCCUCCCGACCUUCGGCGUUUUAUGAACGGGGGUCCGAGCGGGAGUCGGAGGCUGCCCCCAGAACUGCGGGAAGUGGUGAACUCCAUAAGCUACAUCGCUCGCCAAUUGCAGGAGCAAGAGGACUACGAAGACCUGAAGGAGGAUUGGCAAUAUGUGGCUAUGGUGGUGGACCGACUCUUCUUGUGGACCUUCAUCAUUUUCACCAGCGUGGGGACACUUAUAAUCUUCCUGGAUGCCUCCUACCACCUGCCGCCUUCCGACCCCUUCCCCUAGAGUGACGUCCGAGCCCCAAGUGUGGAAUAUUGGAAUGUGUGGUGUGGAAUAUUCCGCGGGAGCCCCGUGCCUGGAUCGUCUUCCUUCCCCCCGAUUUGCUCGUCGUGAUCCAGACU
Trichosurus vulpecula (common brushtail) is the source of this 1637-nucleotide messenger RNA. RefSeq names its product cholinergic receptor nicotinic beta 1 subunit (gene CHRNB1). The transcript has 11 exons. The record is from RefSeq and is a predicted model, not a curated record. Gene Ontology annotation, molecular function: transmembrane signaling receptor activity; acetylcholine-gated monoatomic cation-selective channel activity. Bases 1 to 1521 code for a protein of 506 amino acids. Gene Ontology annotation, biological process: monoatomic ion transmembrane transport; chemical synaptic transmission; nervous system process. Gene Ontology annotation, cellular component: neuron projection; synapse; postsynaptic membrane. Lineage: Eukaryota; Metazoa; Chordata; Mammalia; Diprotodontia; Phalangeridae.